AGAAGGACGGCUCCUAUCGAACCCGGGACCAACUCACUUCCAAAUGGAGCCACAUCAACAAAAAAGUCCGAAAGUUUAUGAGAGUUUACGAGGAAUGCUCCCGGUCCCGGAGGAGCGGCACGAACGACGCCGAUGUUCUCCGGCUUGCCACGACCCGGUAUCAAGACGACAGGAACCAAGGCAAGGUGCCCAUCGAUCUUUGGAGGAUUUUGAGUCGUUCCCCAAAGUGGAAACAACUCAACAAUUCCGACGGCGAAUUGUUCCGGAAAAGAUCCACCGUCGACGCCGAGGUUGAGGUCGACGAGACUAUCGGUUCUACCGAUCAAAUCCCUCCCUUCAACGUUGCGGAUUCCGACGACGAAGACCCCAUUCCACGGCCGAUCGGAAGAAAGAAGGCAAAAUCCAUUGCCUCUGGUUCGGGAGGGUCCGCCUCUGUUUCCGCUUCUCCCCGCGACGAAAUCGGCCUGGCAAUGGUUGAACAACUUCGGACGUUCAAUCUCCAGGAACAGGAGAGGUUGAAGCUAAAGGAGAAGGAGUUGAAGAUAAAGGAGCAAGAGGCCGAGAUGAAAUUCUCCUGUGGGUUUGAUGACAGAGGUAACAUCACAAUCGCAAUGUCUAGAUGGAGUACUCGAAAUAUAGAGGUGAUUGACCUGGGUCAUUUAUCGGAUGAUGGAGGAUUUCCUGGCCCCCUAAUCUCAUACCACGAGCUUGAAGCUUCAUUGGGAAAGAGGAUUUUUGCACGAGAUUUAUAUUUCUUUGACGGCUUCAAGUACAUGGUGGUUUUCCCACAGGUGCUAGAAGGGGAUCGUCCAACCAAGAAUCAUAUGUCUUCAGUUUUCCGGGUGUUCAAGAAAUUGUGGCGUGAUGCUGGGGAAUUCAUCGUGGGUAACAAGGUUCUUGGUGUUGGCCUUCUGGGGGUGCUCUGCCUAGGUGUUGUGAAGAGUGUGAAAUCUUAGGCAGUGUUUGGCUUGUGGGGUUGAUAACUGGGUCAGUAUAGUUUACUUUUUUUUUUUUUUUUAAUAAUGUCUGCAAAGUAGCUAUACAUCCAAGAGCCAUUUGGAUGUAACUCUUUAACCUCUUUCAUAGUCAUUUUAUUGUGCAAUGGAAUGUCUUGAAUGACCUUGAAAUUUACUCAUAUUGGUAUUUUAGAUGGAGCUGACAUUGCAGCAGACCCUCUAAAACAAGCUUUUAGUUAAUAUCUUUCAUACUAUUUUAUUCUUUCUGUUUGUUGAGAGGGACAAGUUGGAGGGGAAAAAAUAUCGGUGCAUUAU
Cuscuta campestris is the source of this 1271-nucleotide messenger RNA. The record is from the annotation of a GenBank genome assembly. Lineage: Eukaryota; Viridiplantae; Streptophyta; Magnoliopsida; Solanales; Convolvulaceae.